AUGGCAAACUCGCAGCACUUCAUCGAUUUUUGUCAAAAUCAGCAGAUAAAUCUUUACCUUUUUCAUACGCUCAAAGGAUGUCUGGAAAAACAAAACUUCAAGUGGACGGAAGAGGCGCAGAAAGCUUUCAUGGAGCUGAAAAAUUACUUAUGCCAGUUACCGACAAUGACGGCUCCAAAACCCGGAGAAACUCUCCAGAUGUACCUAGCAGCCUCCGGAGACACUAUAAGCGCAGUUUUAUUAGCAAUCCGGAAGGGAGUCCAACAACCAAUAUAUUAUGUGAGUAGAAUCCUACAAGCACCAGAAACAAGAUAUCCUGAAAUUGAGAAGCUCGCUCUCGCCAUAAUCCAUGCAGCCCGAAGGCUCCGGAGAUACUUUCAGGCAUAUCCCAUUCAAGUGCUAACGGACAAGCCCAUCAAACAGGUACUAACCAGACCGGAGGUUUUAAGGAGAUUAGCAAAAUGGGCAGUCGAAUUGGGAGAACAUGAAAUUGAAUUCAAACCAAGAAAUGCGAUAAAAGGCCAAAUUUUAGCAGAUUUUCUUGCUGAAGUUCCAUUAAAUGAAACAAAGAACAAAAGAAAAGUUAUACAAGAAAUGAAGCCGGAGGAUCCGGAAGACUUGAAAGCAUGGAAGUUAUUUACGGACGGAGCCUCAAGCGUAGAUGGUUCUGGAGCCGGUCUCAUUUUGACCAGCCCAGAAGAAAAAGAGUUCACAUAUGCUCUGCGUUUUGAUUUUAAAGCAUCAAACAAUGCCGCAGAAUAUGAAGCACUACUAGCAGGCUUACGAAUAGCAAAACAAAUGAAGGUAAACCAUAUUCAUGCUUACGUAGACUCCCAGAUUGUGGCUUUUCAAGUAGAUGGAACAUAUGAAGCGAAAGAGCCGGCAAUGAAGAAAUACCCGGAGAAAGUAAGACAAGACAGACAAAGCUUCAAGACCUUCCGGAUACAAAAUGUAAGCAGAAGCCGCAACAAGAUAGCGGACGCUCUAAGCAAGUUGGCCUCCACUUCUUUCGCCCAUCUCACUAAAGGAGUAUUAGUUGAAGUACUACAAAAAAGCUCCAUUGAGGAAGAUACUGUUGUAAGUCCAGUAGAAGAGGAAGGGCAAACUUGGAUGACGCUCAUUAUUGAAUAUCUAACCAGUGGAUUGCUACUCGAAGACAAGGGAGAGGCAAGAAAGAUCAGAAUUAAAGCACCACAAUAUAUCCUCCGAGACGAAGGUUUGUACAAGAAAUCAUAUAUGGGACCACUGUUAAGAUGUGUUGGCCUAAAACAGGCGAAGGCUGUAAUUCAAGAAGUACAUCACGGGUGUUGCGGAGCCCACGUCGGAGCAAGAAUGGUAGUUGCCAAAAUCACCAAAAUGGGAUAUUAUUGGCCAUCUAUGCACAACGACACUCUGAAGGAAAUUCAAGCGUGUGAUUCUUGUCAAAUCCAUGCGACCGUUCAGAAGGCUCCGAAGCAUGAGCUCAUUCCAGUAACAUCAGCUUGGUCUUUCUCAAAAUGGGGUAUCAAUAUUGUUGGACCUUUUCUGCAGGCUCCGGGGAAAGUAAGAUUCUUGGUUGUAGCCGUCGAUUACUUCACAAAGUGGAUAGAAGCCAAGCCUUUGGUCACCAUUUCUGGAAAGCAAAUGGAAAAAUUCGUCUGGGAACAAGUAGUAACAAGAUUCGGGAUCCCUCAAGUUAUUGUGAGUGAUAAUGGAAAGCAGUUUAGCCAAGGAAUUUUCCCGAAUUGUGCAAUUAUUUGGAAAUACAACAAAAGUUCACAUCCGUAG
Messenger RNA from Erigeron canadensis, 1767 nucleotides. RefSeq lists its product as uncharacterized. Bases 1 to 1767 code for a protein of 588 amino acids. The record is from RefSeq and is a predicted model, not a curated record. The transcript has a single exon. Gene Ontology annotation, biological process: DNA integration. NCBI's taxonomy places the organism in Eukaryota, Viridiplantae, Streptophyta, Magnoliopsida, Asterales, Asteraceae. Gene Ontology annotation, molecular function: RNA-DNA hybrid ribonuclease activity; nucleic acid binding.